This is a messenger RNA of Colossoma macropomum (tambaqui), 9109 nucleotides long. It is a transcript of the gene flnba, whose product is annotated as filamin-B. Gene Ontology annotation, biological process: actin cytoskeleton organization. Lineage: Eukaryota; Metazoa; Chordata; Actinopteri; Characiformes; Serrasalmidae. Gene Ontology annotation, molecular function: actin filament binding. Bases 149 to 7969 code for a protein of 2606 amino acids. The transcript has 45 exons. The record is from RefSeq and is a predicted model, not a curated record.
GCUGCAAAAGACUGUGGCGUGCAGGAGAGAGCGCAGCUCACAAGCUCCUGAGGGAAGCGGGCGAACGCGCACGGCUUCAGAAAGAGAAGGAGAGAAAGAGAGAAAGGUAACCCGAAGAGAGACUUUAGAGAGUUUUCCGACAGCGAAAAUGCCAGCCACAGAGAAAGACCUGGCCGACGACGCUCCAUGGAAGAAAAUCCAGCAGAACACAUUCACUCGCUGGUGCAACGAGCACCUGAAGUGCGUGAACAAGCGGAUAGCUGACCUGCAGCUCGACCUGAGCGAUGGCCUCCGGCUCAUAGCCCUGCUGGAGGUCCUGAGCCAGAAGAAAAUGUACAGAAAGUACCACCCGCGGCCCACCUUUCGACAGAUGAAGCUGGAGAACGUCUCGGUGGCUCUGGAGUUUUUGGACCGAGAGAACAUUCGCCUGGUUUCCAUAGACAGUAAAGCCAUUGUGGAUGGAAACCUGAAGCUGAUCCUGGGUCUGGUAUGGACACUUAUCCUGCACUACUCCAUCUCCAUGCCUGUGUGGGAGGAUGAGGACGAUGAAGAAGCCAAAAAGGCAACCCCCAAGCAGAGGCUGCUGGGCUGGAUCCAGAACAAAGUUCCUGACCUGCCCAUCAAUAACUUCAGCGAGGACUGGAAGGAUGGCAGGGCGCUGGGAGCCUUGGUGGACAGCUGUGCACCAGGAUUGUGUCCUGACUGGGAGACAUGGGACACAGAAAAGCCGGUGGAAAAUGCUACAGAAGCCAUGCAGCUGGCUGAUGACUGGCUUGGAAUCCCACAGGUGAUUGCUCCCGAAGAAAUCAUUGACCCUAAAGUCGAUGAGCAGUCUGUCAUGACAUACCUGUCGCAGUUCCCCAAGGCCAAACUCAAACCUGGAGCCCCCCUCAAACCCAAACUCAACCCUAAAAAGGCCCGUGCUUAUGGCCCAGGCAUUGAGCCAGUGGGCAACAGAGUGAUGCGUCCAGCUGUGUUCACAGUGGACACGUUCAGUGCAGGACAGGGGCACGUCACUGUCUACAUUGAGGACCCAGAGGGCAGAAGAGAGGAAGUGAAGGCUGUGCCAAAUGAAGGCAAAAAGACCUACAGUGUGACAUACAUUCCUCAAGUCAUGGGACCUCACAAGGUGACUGUGCUGUUUGCUGGCCAGCAAAUUCCAAAGAGCCCCUUCGAGGUGAAUGUUGACAAGGCUCAGGGAGACCCCACCAAGGUCACCGCCAAAGGCCCUGGCCUGGAGCCCCUGGGCAACAUUGCCAGCAAACCCACGUACUUCGACAUCUACACAGCAGGAGCUGGAGUGGGUGAUGUGACUGCAGUGAUUAAGGACCCACAGGGCAAUAAGAACACAGUGGAAGCCAUUAUGGAGGACAAGGGAGACAGCGUCUUCCGCUGCACCUACAAACCUGUUCAGGCUGGUCCCCAUACAGUCAACAUCACAUUUGGAGGCAUUGCGAUCCCCAAGAGCCCCUACACUGUCAACGUCGGCCCAGCAUCCACACCUGGUGCCUGCCGAGCUACAGGGAGAGGCCUGCAGCCCAGAGGAGUGAGGGUCCGUCAGGUUGCCGACUUCAAAGUGGACACCCGAAAUGCAGGAAGCGGUGAGCUGAAGGUCACAGUCAAGGGUCCCAAAGGGCUUGAUGAGCCAGUGAAGCUGAAAGAAGCGAUGGAUGGUGUGUAUGCUUAUGAGUACUACCCUAAUGGACAGGGCAAGUACACAGUCACCAUCACGUGGGGCGGCCAACACAUACCCAAGAGUCCCUUUGAGGUUCUGGUUGGCCCUGAAGCAGGACUGCAGACGAUCCGAGCAUGGGGCCCAGGUUUGGAGGGUGGCAUCGUGGGCAAGUCUGCCGACUUCGUGGCUGAAUCUGUUGGCUCAGACGUGGGAGUGCUCGGCUUCGCCAUUGAGGGCCCGUCCCAGGCCCGGAUCGAGUGUGAGGAUCAGAAUGAUGGCUCCUGUGAUGUGAAGUAUUGGCCAACAGAGCCUGGAGAGUAUGCCGUCCAUGUGAUGUGUGAUGACGAAGACAUUGAAGACAGUCCCUUCAUGGCCUACAUUAUCCCAGACAACAAAUCCAGCAACCCCAACCAGGUGAAAGCCUACGGACCAGGUUUAGAGAAGAGCGGUUGCAUUAUCAAUAAGCCUGCUGAGUUCACAGUCGAAGCCAAGGAUGCAGGAAAAGGUCCUCUGAAAAUCAUUGCGCAGAACUCUGAAGGCGAGCCCAUAGACGUGAAAGUGCGAAAUAAAGGAGAAAACAUCUACGCCUGCUCCUACACCCCCACCUCAGCCAUCAAACAUACGGUGGUGGUGACCUGGGGAGGUGUCAGUGUUCCCAACAGCCCUUUCAGGGUUCAAGUUGGGAAGGGAAGUCACCCUCACAAGGUGAAAGUGUUUGGCCCCGGAGUGGAGAGGACUGGCCUGAAAGCUCAUGAGCCGACACACUUCACAGUGGAUUGCACAGAGGCUGGAGAAGGUGAUGUCAGUAUUGGUAUCAAGUGUGAUGCCAAUGUCAUCAGCGAUAAGGAACAGGAUGUAGACUUUGACAUUAUUCCGAAUGCAAAUGACACCAUCACUGUCAAGUACAUCCCACCAGGGGCUGGACGUCUCACCAUCAAAGUCCUCUUCACAGAUCAAGAAAUUCCCAUCAGUCCAUUCCGUGUCAAGGUAGAACCUUCGCAUGAUGCAUCUAAGGUCAAAGCAGACGGGCCAGGACUCGCUCGAGCAGGUGUGGAAAGUGGGAAACCUACUCAUUUCACCGUUCAAACAAAAGGAGCAGGCAAAGCUCCACUGGACGUGCAGUUCUCUGGCCCUAACAAAGGACAGCCUGUCCAGGACUUUGAAAUCAUUGACAACUAUGACUAUUCCUACACUGUCAAGUACACUCCAAUCCAACAGGGUGAAAUGGUGAUAACAGUAACUUUUGGAGGUGACCCGAUCUCUAAAAGCCCCUUUGCUGUGGGAGUGGCAGCCCCGCUGGACCUCAGCAAGGUCCAAGUCAAUGGCUUGGAAAGCAGAGUGGAAGUCGGCCAAGAUCAGGAGUUCGCAGUCGGCACAAAGGGAGUAGGCGGUCAGGGUAAGCUAGAAGCCCGCAUCACCAGUCCAUCAGGCAAAUCCGUGCCAUGUGUAGUGGAGCCCCAGCUUGGCAAGGGUGCCAGCCUGGUGAAGUACGUCCCUAAAGAAGAGGGCGUCUACACUGUAGAUGUCCUUUAUGAUGGAAACCCAGUGCCUGGGAGCCCUUUCCCUGUGGACGCUAUGCUACCGCCAGAUCCAAGCAAGGUGAAAGCCUUUGGUCCAGGACUGAAAGGAGGCCUGGUUGGGAGCCCUGCUGAGUUCACCAUUGACACAAAGGGUGCUGGUACAGGUGGGCUUGGCCUGACUGUGGAGGGUCCCACAGAAGCCAAGAUCGAAUGCUCUGACAAUGGUGAUGGCACCUGCUCUGUGUCCUAUCUUCCAACUGAGCCUGGAGAAUACCUGGUCAAUAUUCUCUUUGAGGAUGUCCAUAUCCCUGGCUCUCCCUUCCAUGCUGACAUCCAGUAUCCUUUUGACCCCACCAAGGUAGUGGCCUCUGGGUCAGGUCUGAAGCGUGGUAAGGUGGGAGAGAUCAGCGUAGUGAACGUGGACUGUGUUAAAGCUGGGCCUGGACAGUUGACGCUGGAGGCGGUGUCCGACACGGGCUCCAAGGCCAAGACCGAAGUGCUGGACAACAAGGACGGCACUUACACGGUCACUUACGUGCCUCUGACGGCUGGCAUGUAUACACUGAUGUUGAAGUAUGGAGGAAAGGCUGUGCCCAGCUUCCCUGCCAAGGUGGUGGUUGAUCCGGCCGUCGACACCAGCAAGGUGAAGGUGUUCGGACCAGGAGUGGCAGGAGAUGCCAUCUUCAGGGAGGCUACCACUGACUUCACUGUGGAUGCUCGAGCUUUGACCAAAGUUGGAGGAAAGCACAUUAAGGCGCAAGUUAAGAACCCAUCAGGCGCUGCCACAGACUGCAUCAUUGCUGACCAGGGUGAUGGCACCUACAAAGUGGAGUACACGCCCUUUGAGAAUGGUGUUCAUGCUGUGGAGGUGCUGUAUGAUGAGACUCCUGUGCCCAAGAGUCCUUUCCAGGUUUCUGUGGGUGAGGGUUGUGAUCCUACCCGCGUUGUAGCUAAAGGCCCUGGCUUGGAGGAAGGUUUGACUGACAAACCUAACAAGUUCUCAAUCAUCACCAGAGGAGCUGGUAUUGGUGGCCUGGGUAUCACGGUUGAGGGUCCAUCAGAGUCAAAGAUGUCCUGCAAAGACAACAAAGAUGGCAGCUGCAAUGUGGAGUACACUCCUUAUGCUCCUGGACUUUAUGAUGUGAACAUUACAUAUGGAGGACAGCACAUUCCAGGAAGUCCGUUCAAGGUGCCAGUGAAGGAUGUGGUGGACUCCAGUAAGGUGAAACUAUCCGGGCCUGGAGUUGGUUCAGCCGUACGAGCCAAAAUCCCUCAGUCUUUCACUGUGGACUGCAGCAAGGCUGGGAUAGCACCUCUCUCUGUGGCUGUGACCGGACCUAAAGGUGUGGCUGAGCCUGUUGACAUAACAGACAAUGGAGAUGGAACACACACUGUAGCUUACACUCCUUCUGUGGAAGGGCCUUACUCAGUGGCAGUAAAGUACGCUGAUGAAGAGAUUCCACGCAGCCCCUUUAAGCUGCGCGUCCUGCCCACUCACGAUGCCAGUAAGGUUCGUGCUAGCGGUCCGGGUCUGACCACAGGCCUGCCCGCCAGCCUGCCUGUGGAGUUCACUAUCGAUGCCAAGGACGCAGGAGAGGGCCAACUGUCAGUCCAGAUCACGGACCAAGAUGGAAAACCGAAGAAAGCCAGCAUUCAGGACAACCAGGACGGGACUUACCAGGUGUCGUAUGUGCCAGACAAGGUGGGCCGCUACACUAUUGUGAUCAAGUACGGAGGCGACGAGAUCCCAACGUCUCCAUACAGAGUGCGAGCAACUACCACAGGAGAUGCUAGCAAGUGCACGGUCACUGGACCUGGCAUUGGGCCGACCAUCGGCAUUGGGGAGGAGGUGGGCUUUGUGGUGAACACUAAAGGUGCGGGGAAAGGGAAGGUGACCUGCAUCGUGGUCACCCCUGAUGGGACUGAGGUGGAGGCUGACGUCGUCGAAAAUGAGGAUGGGACCUUUGACAUCUUCUACACUGCACCUACGCCAGGCACUUACGUUAUCUAUGUUCGCUUCGGUGGAGAGAAUAUCCCACGCAGCCCCUUUAAAGUCAUGGCUACUGAUGAGGCUCCUCUGUUGCAGCAGCAGUCAGUCCAGCAGCAGCAGCAGCAAGCAGCUCCAGGCGCCGGCUUCCAGCCCUGGGUCACAGAUGGGGCGUACAUUCCAGUCAACAGUAUGAAUGGUGCCGGCUUCCGGCCUUUUGACAUGGUGAUUCCGUUUGCCUUCAGGAAGGGUGAAAUCACAGGAGAAGUUCACAUGCCCUCUGGCAAAACAGCCCAGCCUGAGAUCAUCGACAACAAGGAUGGAACGGUAACUGUGAAAUACGCCCCUACAGAAGCAGGCCUUCACGAGAUGCACAUCAAAUACAAUGGCACCCACAUACCAGAGAGUCCUCUGCAGUUCUAUGUCAACAAUUCUAAUAGCCCCAAUGUGACGGCACAUGGUCCUGGUCUUGUGUACGGUGUUGCUAACAAACCAGCCACUUUCACUAUCUACACUGAGGAUGCUGCAGAAGGUGGCCUUGACUUGGCCAUUGAAGGCCCAUCAAAGGCAGAGAUCAGUUGUGUUGACAAUAAGGAUGGCACCUGCACGGUCACAUACCUGCCUACACUGCCAGGAGAUUACAACAUCUUGGUGCGUUACAACGACAAACACAUAGCUGGCAGCCCCUUUACUGCUCGGAUCACAGAAGACAACAAGAGGAGGUCUCAUGUGAAACUGGGCUCUGCUGCAGACUUUGCUUUGGACAUCACUGAAACUGACCUCAGUUUGCUCACAGCCAGCAUUAAAGCCCCUUCAGGCCGUGACGAGCCCUGCCUGCUGAAGAGACAGCCUAACAAUCGCAUUGGUAUUUCUUUUAUCCCUCGAGAAGUUGGAGAGCACUUGGUCAGCAUUAAGAAGAAUGGACGCCAUGUUGCUAACAGCCCAAUCUCCAUCAUGGUGGUGCAGUCAGAGAUUGGAGAUGCCAGCAAGGUGAAAGUGUACGGACAGGGGCUGGUGGAAGGACGCACGUUUGAGAUGGCUGACUUUGUAGUGGACACGAGAGAUGCUGGUUAUGGAGGAUUGGCUCUGUCCAUCGAGGGGCCUAGUAAAGUGGACAUUCAGACAGAAGACAUGGACGAUGGAACCUGUGGUGUCUCCUAUUGUCCCACUGAGCCUGGUACCUACAUAGUGUCCAUCAAGUUUGCUGAGGAGCAUGUUCCUGGGAGUCCUUUCAGUGUGAAAGUAACGGGAGAAGGACGCAUUCGUGAGAGCAUCACCCAUCGCCAGAAAGCUGCCUCCGUUGCCACAGUUGGAAGUGUUUGCGACCUUAACCUAAAGAUUCCAGAGAUCGAUAUCCUUGACAUGUCCGCUCAGGUCACCAGCCCUUCAGGGACCACAGAGCCUGCUGAGAUUGUUGAAGCGGGCAACAACACCUACUGCGUGCGUUUCGUGCCCCGUGAGAUGGGCGUACACACUGUCAGUGUGAAGUACCGUGGGCAGCAUGUGCCAGGAAGCCCCUUCCAGUUCACGGUCGGGCCUCUGGGAGAAGUAGGAGCCCAUAAAGUGAGGGCAGGAGGCCCUGGGCUAGAGAGGGCAGAGAUAGGCGUACCAGCUGAGUUCAGUAUCUGGACACGUGAAGCUGGUGCUGGAGGUCUCACCAUCGCUGUGGAGGGCCCCAGUCGUGCAGAGAUCUCUUUUGAAGACAGGAAGGAUGGGUCCUGUGGUGUUUCCUAUGUGGCUCAUGAACCUGGCGACUACGAGGUUUCUGUGAAAUUCAAUGACGAGCACAUACCAGACAGCCCCUACCUGGUGCCUGUGUUGGCCCCCUCAGACGACGCACGCCGACUCACUGUUACCAGUCUUCAGGAGUCAGGCCUCAAGGUGAACCAGCCAGCUUCGUUUGCUGUGCGACUGAAUGGUGCUCAAGGUACCAUCGAUGCGAAAGUGCACAGUCCCUCUGGAGCUCUGGAAGAGUGUGUAGUUAAAGAACUGGAACAAGACAAGUACGCCAUUCGUUUUAUCCCACGAGAGAAUGGAAUCCACACCAUUGACGUGAAGUUCAACGGCACACACAUCCCAGGCAGUCCCUUCCAGGUGAGAGUGGGAGAACCAGGACAGGGUGGAGAUGCCGGACUCGUUACUGCCUAUGGCGCAGGUCUGGAGAGAGGAACCACAGGCAACCAGUCAGAUUUCAUCAUCAACACCACCAAAGCCGGGCCAGGCUCUCUGGCUGUGACUAUUGAGGGGCCCUCAAAGGUGAAGAUGGAGUGCCAGGAGUGCCCUGAGGGCUUUAAAGUACAGUACACGCCACUGGCCCCUGGAAACUACCUGAUCAGCGUUAAAUAUGGGGGCCCUAACCACAUCACUGGCAGCCCCUUCAAGGCCAAAGUCACGGGUCAGCGGCUUGUGAACGUGACUAAUGCCAGCGAGACGUCCACUCUGAUGGUAGAUCCUGUGCUCAGAGCCAGCAGCGCAAACUCCUACAGUGCCCUGCCCAGGGCUGCCUCCGAUGCCAGCAAAGUGACCAGUCGAGGCCCAGGCCUUAGCAAAGCCUACGUGGGCCAGAGAGCCAGCUUCUCUGUGGACUGCAGCAAAGCAGGGAAGAACAUGCUUCUGGUAGGAGUUCAUGGACCUCAAACACCUUGCGAGGAAAUCCUGGUGAAACACUUGGGCAAUCUGCAGUACAACGUCAGCUACAUCCUGAAGGAGCGGGGCAGCUAUGUGCUGGCAGUGAAGUGGGGCGAAGACCAUAUCCCAGGCUCACCUUUCCAUGUUACUGUCCCAUAAGUCCACGAAGCAAAUAAACCUUCCUUCUGAGAGAGACUUUUGGGAAAUGGAACAGAAACAGCCAAAUCACACUAAUAUUUAAAUUAAGCCCAAUAUGGAUAAAGAAAAUUGCACUUGAUUGUAUUUUAUGUGACAUGCUUUGGCUGUGUUCAAAUCGUAUGUCAUUUAUAUUUGUUGUUUUCUCACCAUAUUCUGACGAGUUUGAGGUUUGUCUCCAACUUUGAACUCAAGGGACACAAAAAAGUAUUUUGAAAAAAAGUGUAGAUCUAAAAUGUGUCAGUUGAAGAGGGAGCGCCCCUUUCCUUUUAAAUAUCCUUUACUACUGAUGCUGUUUUGUCUGUUUGCUAAUAUUUUCAUCUAGUUUUAAUGCACAUUGUUGUGAUAUUUCCAUUGCUGUUAUUUUUUUUUAUUCUAACUGCUGCAUAUUGGACUACUGUGAUGUUUACAUGCUCAGAAAUUAGAUCAGACUGCACAGUAGCAAAGCCAAUCAGUUAUCUGUUGGAACACUUUAGGCUUUCCACACUUGCAACUUAUUUCUGUUUUGCUUGGGAUGUGAUAUCCAAACUGUUUCAUGAUCCAACUGACAGUUAAUCAGAAAUAUACUGUAAAAUGAAUGGAGUGAAACAUGUUAAUCCAUGCAAUUGUAUCCUGUAACUUAGAAGAAAUGCACUUGAUUUUGACAAACAACAACCCUUAACAGUGGUCCACUGUAUGUAAGUCUUAGAGGUUUAGGAAUUGCAGUGUUUGUUUAAUGCUGUUCUUUUUUUUUACCUAGCAUUUAAACUUUAAACUGACAUUCUAGCCAGUUACCCCAAACACACACAUUCCUAGUGUAAUCUGCUGUUGUGAUAUCGAAAGAGAUUACCGCUGCAUCUUCACACUUUACAGCAAUUGUGACCGUAUAGUGACCGUUUUGGGAGUUUUUGUGUAUACUGGCAUUCAUGUUUGUCUUAUAUUGCUCAAUUAUUAUAGUUUUGAUAAAGUUAAAAGUAUUUUGUUAUUGUUUUGAAAGCGGGGGUGGGGGGGUGGUACUAUUUGCAUUUUGUAUUAGCCCAGGGUGCCUUAAUGUGAAAUAUACAGUUAGAAAUGAUGUAAAUUUGAUAAUUAAAAAAAACUGGAAUAAAGAUAUGAAACAUUGCA